AUGCGUCUGCCCGCGUCGUUCAACCUCUCGCCGCUAGCGUCGGCGGCCGCGGUCGUCACGCUCCUCGCCGCGCCAGCACAUGCAUUCUACCUUCCAGGCAGUGCGCCACACGACUACAGCUACAACGACAACGUCGACGUCUAUGUCAACACCCUCACGCCAAUGUUGAACGCGACUUUAAGAUCCCUGAUCUCGCAUGACUAUUAUGACGACCGCCUCCACUUUUGCCAGCCUGACGGUGGCCCUGUCAAGCAGGCUGAAUCGCUCGGCUCCAUCGUGUUUGGCGACCGCAUCCUUUCGUCCCCCUUUGAGGCGCACAUGCUCAAGAAUGAGAGCUGUGUGACCGUCUGCCGCAGCACAGUGCCUGCCGUCGACGCCAAGUUUAUCAACAACCUGAUCCGUGAAGACUAUGGCCUCAACUUUAUCAUUGACGGCCUCCCUUCCUCGGAGAUGAAGGUCGACUCCAAGUCGGGCGAGACCUUCCUCGACGCGUCUGGAUUCAGCCUCGGUGACGCGUCCGACGUCGACCACCCCAUGCUCAACAACCACUAUGACAUUUGGAUCCAAUACCACAAACGUAACGACCAGCAGUCGCGUGUUGUUGGUGUCAUGGUCUACCCCAAGUCGAUCGACAGCGCUGUUGAAGGCGACAACACUCCCAACUGCUAUGUCCGUGACAAGCACCUCUACCUUUCCGAAACCGAGGACACGCAGUUCUGGUACACCUACUCGGUAUUCUUCAUCGAGAGCGAGGUCCCCUGGGGUCUGCGUUGGGACCACUACCUCCACGUCUUUGACCCCAGGAUCCACUGGUUCUCGCUCAUCAACUCGCUUGUGAUCGUUGGAUUCCUUCUCUUCAUGGUGUCCAUGGUGCUCAUCCGCACCGUCUCCAAGGACAUCCACCGCUACAACGCCAUCGACCUUGCCGAAGACGUCCAGGAGGACUAUGGAUGGAAGCUCGUCCACGGCGAAGUGUUCCGUUCGCCGGAGCGCCCCAUGCUCCUCUCUGUCGCGACCGGUACCGGUGCCCACCUCAUCUGCAUGUGCAUUGUGACCCUUAUUUUCGCCCUGUUUGGAUUCCUCUCGCCCUCAAGCCGUGGCUCCCUCACGACCGUCCUCCUCAUCUGCUGGACCCUCUUUGCCUGCGCUGGCGGCUACGUGUCAGCUCGCGUCUUUGCGUCGCUCGGAGGCGAGGACUGGAAGCCCAACAUCGUCCUCACGGCUGUCUGCUUCCCCACCAUUGUGUUUUCGAUUGUGGGUCUCCUCAACCUCUUCCUCGUCACCGCCUCGGCCUCGGGAGCCGUUCCCUUUGGCACCAUCCUCGCCAUCCUUCUCCUCUGGUUCCUCAUGUCGGUCCCCCUCUCUGUGGGCGGAUACUUUUACGGCAUGAAGCACGGCGGCUUCUCGCAGCCCGUCCGUGUCAACCAGAUUCCCCGCCAGAUCCCCCCAGUUCAGUGGUACCUCAAGCCCGUCGCCGCUGCCAUUCUCGGCGGUAUUCUGCCGUUCGGCGCAGCCUUUGUCGAGCUCUACUUUGUUCUUUCGUCCCUGUUCGGCAACCGCGCAUACUACGCAUUCGGCUUCCUCUUCCUCACGUUUGCUGUCGUUGUCCUCACCACGGCGACCGUCACUGUCCUCUUCGUCUACUUUAUCCUCUGCUCAGAAGAGUACCGCUGGCACUGGCGUGCAUUCCUCGUCGGCGGCGGUUCGGCAUUCUGGGUCUUUGUGUAUGGCAUCUGGUACUAUGCCUCCCGCCUCCAGUUCACCGGCGUCACGUCGACUGUUCUCUACUUUGGAUACCUCUUCCUCUUUGCCAUUCUGGACUUCCUCGUUGGCGGUGCGAUUGGCUACGUCGCCAGCUACUUUGCCAUCCGCCGUUUGUAUGCCUCCAUCCGUGUGGACUAG
Messenger RNA from Apiotrichum porosum, 1902 nucleotides. RefSeq lists its product as uncharacterized. The record is from RefSeq and is a predicted model, not a curated record. Bases 1 to 1902 code for a protein of 633 amino acids. Lineage: Eukaryota; Fungi; Basidiomycota; Tremellomycetes; Trichosporonales; Trichosporonaceae. The transcript is spliced from 2 exons. Gene Ontology annotation, biological process: vacuolar transport; protein localization to membrane. Gene Ontology annotation, cellular component: membrane.